Saprolegnia diclina VS20 is the source of this 1307-nucleotide messenger RNA. RefSeq lists its product as hypothetical. NCBI's taxonomy places the organism in Eukaryota, Oomycota, Saprolegniomycetes, Saprolegniales, Saprolegniaceae. The coding region runs from base 1 to 1260 and encodes 419 amino acids. The record is from RefSeq and is a predicted model, not a curated record. The transcript has 8 exons.
AUGCCGAAACCUCUGCCGACGACACCGGAUCGGCUUGAGACGCUCCUUGCCGAUGCCCUCCACGCACAAAAGAUCGAUCGGUCGCGCCUUGCGAUCCGCGUGUUUGCACAGAUCAUAGACGAAGACGAUGCUGGCCACGACGCUAUUGUGUACCAAGCGUACGUUCACAAGUACAAGCUAGAGUGCUCGUUCUUGCUCUACAAGGUCGCGCGAGCAACGGCGACUGCAAUGCUCGUGCGAUUUCACGGCGCUCACGAGGCCUAUUUACUAAAGGCUCGCGCCGAGGCCAAGCUGAACAAAUCGGCGGUGUCUGUUGCCUCGAUUGUCGCUGGCCUUGCUCAUAACCCGAUUCACGGCCCCCUUUUACGAGAACUCGAAGAGAGCCGAGAGGUACAACGCCAAACAAACAGUGCCACUGAGCGCAGUAAGCCGCGAGCAACGUUGGAUGGACCGCCUUACGACUUGGACAUCGUCGAUAUCCCCGACACUUUUGUCGGUGUUGAAGCACUCCGGACGGUGCCCAGUCGGUAUGACUUUUAUGGCGCCUUUUCUGCCGACUUAAUUGCGCGUCUCGAUGCUCUUGAAGCAGCUCCAUCACAGCUAUUGCUUUUGCCCAAACCCGAGGUUUCAAAGCUCGCACGGGCGGCGUCACUCGCGCCAAGGAGCACCAACCUCGCCAAGUUCUGCAUGCCCCGCGACUUUAUCCUGAGCUACUACGAAGCAACGGCGAAUGCCGACUCAUCAAUCUACGAACGUGACUGCGGUGUCAUCCUCAGCCGCGCCGUCCACCUGCUGGAAACAUUACCGUUUGAGAUGCAAUGCGCUUUUGUACUCGACAUUGACGAUACGGCGCUUGUGAGCUACGGCUACAUGAAGUCGACCAAGUUCGAGGCGAUUCCUAUGACUCAAUUCAAGUACCUCAUACACGGCUCACCGCCAGCAAAUCCUAUGGUCCUCCGGUUCUACUCCUACUUGAAAUGGAAGGGCAUCAAGGUGGUAUUCGUAUCGGAGCGACCAGAGCGGGUUCGAGACGCGACACUGCGGGCACUUUUUCUUGCUGGCUAUCGCGAAGAUAUGGUCGUUUUGCGCCAACCUUGUGAGCAUCUCAUGUCGACGGCCAACUUCAAGCAGCGAGCGCGCGCAAAGCUCCAGAAAGAGUACAACGUCAUCGGUUGUCUGGGUGAUCAGUUUGGCGACAUCACAGGCAACUACACGGGUGCCCGCUUCAAGCUCCCGAAUUACCUAUAUACGGUCGAGUAGAAGAUAAACACUUCAUUCUCAACCCAGACGCACACUGAGGGCGCCUA